GGCUGACGUCGCCGGGGACCGGCGUCGCGUCUGGGCUGGCCGGCGGCGGCAGCGGCGACGGCGGCGGCGAUGGCAGCGGACACCGAGCGAGCUUGAGGGUUCGGACCUGCUCCCUCCCGCGCGACCUCGGGCCCGACCCGUCUCAGAGUUCCCAGUGUGGUCCGCUCCUGCUCCCUCCCCGCGCUGCCUGGGCGGAGGCGGAGUUGGAAGCGGUGGCGGAGGCCCGGGCUGGCCGCCCUGCCUGUGCCCCGGCUCGGCCCCGGACGGCCCGACUGCUGUGCGGACAGGAGGCCGAGUCGGUAGUGAAAAGAGAAUACUGAAGAAUAGGAUCUCAAGAUGAGCAAAAAGCCCCCAAAUCGUCCUGGAAUCACUUUUGAGAUUGGUGCUCGUCUGGAGGCACUGGACUACUUACAAAAAUGGUAUCCAUCACGAAUUGAAAAAAUCGACUAUGAGGAAGGCAAAAUGUUGGUCCAUUUUGAGCGCUGGAGUCAUCGUUACGACGAGUGGAUUUACUGGGACAGCAGCAGACUGCGACCCCUGGAGAGGCCCGCGUUACGAAAGGAGGGUCUAAAAGACGAGGAGGAUUUCUUCGAUUUUAAAGCUGGAGAAGAAGUUCUGGCUCGUUGGACAGACUGUCGCUAUUACCCUGCCAAGAUUGAAGCAAUCAACAAAGAAGGAACAUUCACAGUUCAGUUUUAUGAUGGAGUAAUUCGUUGUUUAAAAAGAAUGCACAUUAAAGCCAUGCCCGAGGAUGCUAAGGGGCAGUUUCUGUUCCAGGUGAAAUCCCAGCAUCCACUAAGCUGGUGUUGUCCUAUCGACCCAGCUGGAUCGUGUAACCAGCCUAUGGGAAGUGAGGAUUGGAUAGCUUUAGUCAAAGCAGCUGCUGCAGCUGCAGCCAAGAAUAAAACAGGGAGCAAACCUCGAACCAGUGCUAACAGCAAUAAAGACAAAGAGAAAGAUGAGAGGAAAUGGUUUAAAGUACCUUCAAAGAAGGAAGAAACUUCAGCUUCUACAACCACGCCGGAAGUUGAGAAGAAGGAAGAUCUGCCCACAUCUAGUGAUACAUUUGUAGGACUUCAUGUAGAGAACGUUCCAAAGAUGAUCUUUCCACAGCCAGAGAGCACAUUAUCAAACAAGAGGAAAAAUAAUCAAGGCAACUCAUUUCAGGCAAAGAGAGCUCGACUUAACAAGAUUACUGGUUUGUUGGCAUCCAAAGCUGUUGGGGUGGAUGGUGCUGAAAAAAAGGAAGACCACAAUGAAACGGCUCCAAUGCUGGAGCAGGCGAUUUCACCUAAACCUCAAAGUCAGAAAAAAAAUGAAGCUGACAUUAGCAGUUCUGCCAACACUCAGAAACCUGCACUGUUAUCCUCAACUUUGUCUUCAGGGAAGGCUCGCAGCAAGAAAUGCAAACAUGAAUCUGGAGAUUCUUCUGGGUGUAUAAAACCCCCUAAAUCACCACUUCCCCCAGAAUUAAUACAAGCCGAGGAUUUGACGCUUGUAUCUCAGCUUUCUUCUUCAGUGAUAAAUAAAACUAGUCCUCCACAGCCUGUGAACCCCCCUAGACCUUUCAAGCAUAGCGAGCGGAGAAGAAGAUCCCAGCGUUUAGCCACCUUGCCCAUGCCUGAUGAUUCUGUAGAAAAGGUUACUCCUCCCUCUCCAGCCACUGAUGGGAAAAUAUUCUCCAUCAGUUCUCAAAGUCAGCAAGAGUCUUCAGGACCAGAGGUGCCUGAUGUUGCACAUUUGUCACUCGAGAAGCUGGGACCCUGUCUCCCUCUGGACCUAAGCCGUGGUUUGGAAGGCACAGCGCCGCUAGCCCCAGACCCCUCUCACCGCAGUGAGUGUGCCAGGGCAGGAAAGGACGACACGCAGAUGCUCGCCAGUCCUUCUUCCAAGGCACUGACUGACGGGAGGGGCGCUCCAACAGCAUCAGGAAUAUCGAAAACAGAAAAAAAAGUGAAAUUGGAAGAAAAAAGCUCAACAGCAUUUGGUAAGAGAAAAGAAAAGGAUAAAGAAAGAAAAGAGAAGAGAGACAAGGAUCACUACAAACCAAAACAGAAGAAGAAGAAGAAAAAGAAAAAGAAAUCUAAGCAGCAUGACUAUUCAGACUAUGAAGACAGUUCCUUAGACUUUUUGGAAAGGUGCUGUUCUCCACUAACUCGAUCUUCUGGGAGUUCUCUGGCUCUGCGAAGCAUGUUUACGGAGAAAAAUACAACGUAUCAGUACCCAAGGGCAAUUUUGUCAGUUGAUCUUAGUGGUGAAAACUUAACAGAUGUGGAAUUCCUAGAUGAUUCUUCAACAGAAAGUUUGCUUCUAAGUGGGGAUGAGUACAAUCAGGAUUUUGAUUCAACAAAUUUUGAGGAAUCUCAGGAUGAAGAUGAUGCUCUUAAUGAAAUUGUGCGAUGCAUCUGUGAAAUGGACGAGGAGAACGGCUUCAUGAUCCAGUGUGACGAGUGCCUGUGCUGGCAGCACAGCGUGUGCCUGGGGCUGCUGGAGGAGAGCAUCCCGGAGCAGUACACCUGCUACGUCUGCCGAGACCCGCCCGGUCAGAGGUGGAGUGCAAAAUACCGCUAUGAUAAGGACUGGUUGAAUAAUGGGAGAAUGUGUGGGUUAUCAUUUUUAAAAGAGAAUUAUUCUCACCUAAAUGCCAAAAAGAUCGUUUCCACACAUCACCUGCUGGCCGACGUCUAUGGCGUCACUGAAGUUCUGCACGGCUUACAGCUGAAGAUCGGCAUCCUCAAGAAUAAACACCAUCCUGACCUCCAUCUCUGGGCCUGUUCUGGGAGGCGAGAAGACCCAGGUCAGAUUGUUGCUGAGGGAGAGAAAAAAAUAACAGUGCAAGACACAGUCAGCCUUGAAGAAAGGAAGCGUCAUGUGCAAAAUCAUAAGGAAGCUCCUCGUGUGCCCCUGAAAAUGGAAGGAACCUAUAUAACAAGUGAGCACAGCUAUCAAAAGCCACAAAGUUUUGGUCAAGACUGCAAACCUUUUGCAGACCCCGGGAGCUCAGAUGAGGAUGAUGUUAGUAGUUUUGAAGAAGAGCAGGAGUUCCACAUGAGAGAGAAAAACCGUGUACGGUACUUGGUAAAAGAAGAUGGAAUGCCUACAAAGAAGGAUCCGCCCGAAAAGAGCGCCGUAUUUGUGUAUAACGAUAGAAAGGGCACUGAAGACCCUGGAGACUCGCACCUUCAGUGGCAGCUCAACCUCCUUACACAUAUAGAGAAUGUGCAGAAUGAAGUCACCAGCAGGAUGGACCUAAUAGAAAAAGAAGUGGACGUUCUGGAGAGCUGGCUGGAUUUCACAGGGGAGCUGGAGCCGCCUGACCCUCUCGCGAGGUUGCCGCAGCUGAAACGCCACAUCAAGCAGCUUCUGAUGGACAUGGGCAAAGUGCAGCGGAUAGCGACUCUCUGCUCUGCAUGACAGCCGCGGACGCCUGCGGAGAAGGGCUCGCUCUGCAGCCGCACGGCUGCUGUACCCACGCGCCUGCGCCUGCUGGGUGGAUCGUUAGAGAGCAUUGUGCUGUUUGGUCACCUACUGACUUGGGACAUCAGUAGGUCGGUACCUUGAAAACAACUUUAAAGUGAAGAACAGCUUUAUCAAAGAAGCGAAUAGGAAAAAGAAUUUAUGAGCAAGCUACAAAUGAUAUUGUAUUAUAUGCCAAGGAUCGCUGAAAGUAGACUAUAAUCUAUGCUAAGGGAAUUGAGUUGGCAGGGUUUUUGAGCAGUUGAUUAUGUGAAGCUCGAGACCCCUGCAGAAAGAAACACAGUAUAUUUAUGUAGUUUUUAAUAGGAAGAUCCUUGUUUAUACACCAGCAUUUGGCCAAACACAAAAUGGUAGAGGAAAGCUGACGUCUGGAGAGGCUGUAGGUGGCUGUCAGACCUGCCUUCCUGCAGCUGGUGCAGCUGCGUGGCAAUGCAGGGGUUGCAACUUGCCCAGGAUCAUGAGCAGCUGUUUCUUAGGUCAUGAAUGUCCUUAAUCAGAAAACUGACAGUAGCAGUCUCGCUUCCGGGGGAACGGCGUUGGCAUUCUUACUUCACUAUGAAUAUGUUCUAAAAACGAGCACCAGGCAGUUGUAAUUUAUUGUGGGCAUUCAGCUCAUUGAAAACAGAAUGGGUUACAGAAGGCUCAGUGUGCCAAAUGAGGACGAUGCAGCCGGGAAGGGGGCUUUAGGUACUGGUGGGUUCUCCCCCCGCCCUGGUCUUACGUAAUGCCAUCAGUCCCUCAGAAGCCUGGAUGUCGCAGAUGCUGCGUGUAACAUGUAGAGCUGGUUGCAGGAUUCAGGCUUCAGUGGGCCGCUUGAUCCUGAGUAUGCUUAGUGUUUGCCUUGAGAAAAACAUUGUAAAGAACCUCAGCUGGGAUGAGGAGUGACAGAACUAUCAAAAUGAUUUGUGGUGGUGGAUUUUUAAACUGCUGGUAGUGGAAUACUGGAAAAGCUUCAUUUCUGAAGAUGAAUUUUAUUUUUAAAAAAUACAUGCACACUCAAAACUUUUAGCUUUGAUCACAAAUGGACACAUUUCUGAAACCAAAGGCAACUAAGUUGCUGCGUUAGCUCUUGCUGGACUCGAAGCCCAGGCCCUGCGGUCGCUGGGCUCCGUGCGGCGUGCGCGCCUGGCACUCCGCAGGCAGGGAUGCGACAGUGCGGGUGCGUGUUCGAAACCAACACUCAGCGUGCAUAUGUACUUAGCCUUCACAUAUUUAUAUCUGCACAUAUCUAGUUUUAUUACUACAGACUAUAAGAAUUGGUGGUUAACAUGAAAUGUUACCUUUUAACAGACUGUUUUUAAAAAUUAAUAAUGUAUGUACAGGUUUUGAAACUCUUUUAAAAAGGGGAAAAAGACUUAAGAAGAGGCUGUUUGAUGGCAUACCACUUGAAUAUUUUAUGCCUUGUUCUGUGUAUCAGCUCUAGCAGUCUGUAUAAAUGCAUUUGAGAACUGAUAGACAGUAAAUACGGAUUUAUCUUUGAUAAGAAUACAUGCCACUGUACAUUCAGAUAUUAUUUAAAUUUGCAAACACACUGUUCUAUAUGUAAGGUACUGUAUGUAAAACUCUUUAUUAAAACUAUUCCACAUAAUCUUAAAAUUUCAGCUUGCCUUUUUGCGGCCUUAUAUUUUGAUGUAAAGAUGAUUAAAAGAAUGUGCAAAACAGUCAUUAGAACUUUUUCUUGCCUUUUGAGAUUCUUCAAUUUGACAAAUGUGCCAAAGAGCAAUAGACAUAGAAUACAGUCCUGUGUAUUUACUUGUGAUACAUUACCUUUGUCAAAGAUCUUACUGAGAAAUGAAAAGCUUUAGUAGAGGUGAUAUUUUGGGAUAGUUGCUUAAAUUUUCAUAUUAAAGUAUAAAGAGUGCCUAUAUUCCA
This is a messenger RNA of Pteronotus mesoamericanus, 5349 nucleotides long. It is a transcript of the gene PHF20L1, whose product is annotated as PHD finger protein 20 like 1. Lineage: Eukaryota; Metazoa; Chordata; Mammalia; Chiroptera; Mormoopidae. The record is from RefSeq and is a predicted model, not a curated record. Gene Ontology annotation, cellular component: NSL complex. The transcript has 21 exons. The coding region runs from base 337 to 3414 and encodes 1025 amino acids. Gene Ontology annotation, biological process: regulation of transcription by RNA polymerase II.